Molecule: messenger RNA, 1488 nt
Organism: Rotaria sordida
Lineage: Eukaryota; Metazoa; Rotifera; Eurotatoria; Philodinida; Philodinidae
Source: the annotation of a GenBank genome assembly
AUGAUACAAACAUUAUUAUCUGAAAUUUUGAAUUUCUUUACAUUAUCUAUUACAAAAUUAACAACUAACAGUAUUAUUUUAGUCAUACUUCUUUUAUUAUUAAUCAUAAUAUAUUACAUAUCUUAUACUAAACCUUCAAAUGCUCCACCAUGUUUUCCUAUAUUAUUAUCAAUUUUAUGUCGUAAAUAUGAUUUUAUAAAUAAAGGUCCACUUGAACUUAUUCAAGAUGGUUAUAAAUCAUUAGGUGAUAUAUUUCAAAUACGAUUAUUUCAUCGAUCUGUUGUAUUUUUAAUUGGUCCACAAGCACAUAAAAUAUUUUUUGAAGCAAAAGAUACACAAUUAUCUCAACGUGAAGUUUAUAUAUUUACAAUACCUGUAUUUGGUAAAAAUAUUGUUUAUGAUGCAUCACCAAAAAUAAUGCAACAACAAUUAAAAUUUAUGAAUAAAGGUUUAAAUUUAAUACAUAUGAAAGCUCAUGUUGGUAAAAUUGUUAUGGAAGCUGAAGAAUGGUUUAAUAAAUGGCCUCAAACAGGACAAAUUGAUUUAAUAAAAGAAUUUUCUGAAUUAAUCAUUUUAACAGCUUCUCGAUGUUUAUUAGGUAAAGAAAUUCGUGAAAAUAUUCAUCAAGAAUUUGCACAUUUAUAUCAACAAUUAUCUGAUGGUAUGAGUCAUUUAUCAUUCUUUUUUCCAAAUGCUCCAACAAAUGCACAUAAAAAACGAAAUUUAGCUCGAAUUAAAAUAUCAAAAAUAUUUGAAAAAAUUAUUAAACAACGUCGAAUAAAUCAAGAAAUUCAAUAUGAUGAUUUUUUACAAGUAUUAAUUGAUGCACGAUAUUUAGAUGAUUCAAUACCAACCGAUGAUGAAAUAACUGGAUUAUUAUUAGCAGCUUUAUUUGCUGGACAACAUACUUCAAAUAUUACGAGUACUUGGAUGGGAUUAUUAUUAAUAAAAUAUAAAUCAAAAUGGAUGUCGAAAUUAUUAGAUGAACAAAAACAAAUAAUGAAUAAAUAUCAUGGAGAAUUAUCAUUAGAAUCCUUAUCUGAAAUGAAUUUAUUACAUGCUGUUAUGAAAGAAACAUUAAGAUUAUAUCCUCCAUUAGUAUUUUUAAUGAGAAAAGUAUUAGAAUCAAUAUCAUAUAAUGGAUAUAUUAUAUCAAAAGGUGAUAUUGCUGUUGUAUCACCAUCAAUUGCACAUCGAAUAUCUGAUGUUUUUAAAAAUCCUGAUGAAUUUAAUCCAGAAAGAUUUUUAGGUGAAAAUGCUGAAGAUCAAAUUGAAAAAUUUAGUUUUAUAGCAUUUGGUGGUGGUCGACAUAGUUGUUUAGGUGAAAGAUUUGCUUAUUUACAAGUAAAAACUAUAUGGUCAAUAUUAUUAAGAAAAUUUGAUUUUGAACUUUGUCAAGAACAUCCUGAACCAGAUUAUUCAACACUUGUUGUUGGACCUAAAGCACCAUGUAUGGUUAAAUUUAAACGUAAAAUAGAUUCAUUUUAG